UUUAUUUUUUACAAAUGUCAAACCGUAACGUCGCACAGCUAAAUACGGGCCUUCCAUUUUAAUUACUGGUUCUUGAAUUGCAUAUUUAAAUAAAGAACAUUUGGAAAUGGGCUCGAGUGCUAGGAAAUCUCGUCUUUUACGCGAAGUAAAGAAUUUCGAGACUAAACCUCCAUGGGGCAUCACCUGUAAACCGCAGAAGGAAGACAUUUACGACAUUCUGCUGGUUACUUUGCAAGGACCUAAAGGCACACCUUACGAAGGCGGUACAUUCAAAUUAGUGGUCACUAUACCAGACAAAUACCCUUUCGAGCCGCCGCUCGUGAAGUUUACGACACCGGUGUAUCAUCCUAAUAUUGAUGACAGUGGACGCAUCUGCAUGGACAUGCUGAAGAUGCCACCGAAAGGCACCUGGUCUCCCACCAUGACACUGGAGACGCUCAUGGUGUCCCUACAGACACUCAUGGCUAAUCCCAACCCUGAUGACCCUCUGAUGGUUGAUGAAGCUUAUGAAUAUAAGUAUGAUAUUGAUAGAUUUAUGAAACAUGCUAGGAAAUUUACUGAAAUGCAUGCUAAGAAGUCUAAAUAGAUAUGUAUUGUAUAGUUAUUUAUUAAUUAUUUGAAUAAGAUUUACAAUAAGGUAAGGUAAUGAUUGCCUUAUAGAUCUAUUGCUGAUAUUAGGAUAUUUGUGUCUGGAUAGUGACUGCCAUACACAAAGUCUAAAAACUGCCAUAAUGAUUAGUUCCAGGAUCCACCUGUUGAUCCAGUUUUGAUAAGGGUUUUUUAAUUGUGUUAAUUUUUUAGGGAUAUCUCACCACUUCACUUAUCAUGAGGUGGAGUAGGCACUUUGUCUCAUAAUAAUAUCUAUUUGGUCCUGUAUUCACCAACAUACUUAGCUGAGUAUGGAACAAUGCCGUGAUAAUAAGUCUGUUUUCCUAUGUUAUCAUGCCAGCCUAUACUAUGGGUAGGCAUAAGUGUGCUGUGUUUGGCUAAUAUUGAUACAACUGCAGUUGGCUGUGAGGUAAAGGCUGAUUAGAAUUGAAGAAAACUAUGAAAUUGUCGACACAAUGUCUUUCAGCGCGCUGUAUGUCCUCACAGUAUUGUUUAUGUAUAUGGGUUUAAAGUUUAAACCAUGUUGUUCAGAGUUUGAAACUUUUGUAUGAAUACCCCUGGCUGAUUAACAUAUAGAUUCAAUUCUGGUAUAAAGACAGCUGAUUGUUGUGUAAAUAUUUGCUUCAAGUAUUGUAUUGUUGGAUUGAGAUUUGUCGUCAUUCCUGAUGCAUUUGAUACAUGAUAUUCAGCACUGUAUAUUGUAUAACUAUAGGUUUGUAACUAUAUCUGUGAUUAUACAGUACUCUGCAGUCAACACUACACAUGAAGCAGUACAUUUUUUUAUUUUUAUAUGUUUAAUUUUUUUAACCUAGCGCUUGUUACAGUUGUCUGUUAUGAAAAUUGCAGUUAGUCUGGAUUUUUCUUUGAAAAUUUAUUAUUUGAGUGCAAUAUUGUUAAUUUUGUUGGUUAUUCUUACAAAGUAAAAUAAAUUAUAGUGGAAAUUUUGGUAAAACAUCAUAUAAAUACAUAUAGUAACCCUGAAAAAUACAUACAAACUGAGUACAUUUGUGCAGUCAGAUUAAAACAAAUAUUAAACAAGAAACUUUCCAAAGUCAUUGUGUAAUAUUUAUUGCUAAGUAUAGUAGGUCUUUCUUUAUAGUUCAUAUUAUGUGUGUUUUCUAAUUUAUGAACCAACACAAAAGACAAUAAAUUUAACAACUUGCCAGCUGCCAGCAGUUAUCAUGUUAACAUUACAAUAUCUUGUCCAUUUUUAAAUCUAUUGUUUAGUUUUAUGAUAUUUAAUUUAUUGCUGCUACAAAUAUGUGGGACUUAAAAGGAUUGAAUAGAUAAACAUUUUAUCUAUUAGGUUUUUUAUUCCAUUUUUUAAAGUUUAAAAGCUACUAGUUAUACACUUAGGGCCGUAUUUAUAAGCGAUCUUACUUUUGAGUAGGAUCUCAAGUAAACAUUUACAGUCUUUCUUAUAAACUUGUUUUUACGUUAAGAGGUGUUUAAGAAUUGCUUAAAUAGUUGUCAAAAAUAUCACCAGGUCCUAGUUUAAACUAUGAAGAGGCAAAAUCGUAGGUUUUGACUUACACCUGAUCGAGGAAAUUUGUGUUUUAACUAAGCAUAGCCUUACGAAUUUUUUAUAAAUAAGACUGUUAUUACAUUGAACUAUUUAAACAAUACGUGAGCGUCAAUUGAGCUGUUAGCUAAGUUGGCGCUGUAUUCUAAACAAAACUCAGCUGUCAAUUCCUUCAUAUACUGUGACUUAAGAUAUAAUUUCAGGACAGGACAGGAUGCUGACUUUAACAUGAUAGGAUCUCAGUUGAUAUCGCACUUAUGAGAAAAAUUGAAUUGAAUCUAUUAAUACGGCUACUAAACAGGGACUGGAAGAGACUUUAUGACGUACUCCAAAGGAUAACAUAAACAUGAACAGUAGAAACUGGUUAUAACGACUCCGCUUAUAGCGACACAUAGGUUAUAACGACUAAAUAGUUAGGUCUUUAAAUAAACGCAUAUAAAAAGCGUAUCGUUUAUAACGACUAUCGGAUAUGGCGUCCAGCUUCGGUGAUCCCUUAGAAGUCGCUAUAACCGGUUUUCACUGUACUUGUGUAUCAAUUCAAAACUCAAACUUUAAAGCAAUAAUCUGUACAAAAUGUACUGUAAGCAGGAUAACUAAGAUCCAUUUUUUAAUCUUAAGAGCCACAACUGCCAAUUGUAUACCCAAAAGGACUGCAUAUCAAUAAAUUUUCAUUAAAUGAUAAUUUCAUUAAGGAAUGAUUUUUCCAUCUCAUAAAAAAUAUUCAUGCUAUAAAUUAUUAUAGCCAAAUAAAGUAAGAACUGAAUAGUUUUGAACAUAUUGUAAUUUUUAUUUAAUUAUAUAAACAGCUUUAUCUAACAAUUGAAAAAUUGCCAACAAGUCCAGUACUGCCUAUACUGUGAUAUAGUGCUGCGUUAUAUCGUAUAUUUAGGAUUCAUUCGCAUAUAAUAAAUGUUAUUGACUUUUUAAAAGUACUACUCACAAUAUUCUACCACUCAAGAGAAAGACAAAGCAAGUGACGUCAAUAGCUGUAAUUUUUUGUGUUAAUCUGUGUAAAAAAAUACCACUAUUGAAAACAUAUUUGCUUCGUCUUCUAACUUUUUCCAAUAUGUAGUUGAUAUGCAUCACAGUUUGUUGAUGCUCUAUGCCUUUCAUGAUAUCACUAAAGUAGAUAUCAAUGGUCUGAUAUUGAUGUAUAAGAAGUGAUAAUACUUGAAUAUUUGUAAUAACUUCUUUUUAUCUGAUAUUUGUAAUUAAAUAAAAUAUCUUAAAAUAAA
This is a messenger RNA of Manduca sexta (tobacco hornworm), 3366 nucleotides long. RefSeq names its product ubiquitin-conjugating enzyme E2 T. The record is from RefSeq and is a predicted model, not a curated record. Bases 107 to 586 code for a protein of 159 amino acids. Lineage: Eukaryota; Metazoa; Arthropoda; Insecta; Lepidoptera; Sphingidae. The transcript has 2 exons.